This is a messenger RNA of Musa acuminata subsp. malaccensis (wild Malaysian banana), 1403 nucleotides long. RefSeq names its product lipoyl synthase, mitochondrial. Gene Ontology annotation, biological process: lipoate biosynthetic process. The record is from RefSeq and is a predicted model, not a curated record. Lineage: Eukaryota; Viridiplantae; Streptophyta; Magnoliopsida; Zingiberales; Musaceae. Gene Ontology annotation, cellular component: mitochondrion. Gene Ontology annotation, molecular function: lipoate synthase activity; 4 iron, 4 sulfur cluster binding.
AACUUGCGAAAGAAGGGGCGACGCGAUGCAGCGGUCUCGCUUCCUCCUCGCCGGCUACACCGCCGUCCGAUCCGUAUCGGGCCUCCGCGGCUAUCGGCCUCUCUCUUCCGCCUCCGCCGACACCCCGGCCCAAGUCCUAUCCUCCACGCCGCCGCCACCUGCGCGGACACUCGCCGACCUACGCCGGCGCCUAGCCGAGGAAUCUCCCGCCUUCUCUGAUUUCGUCUACUCUGUUGAGGUCGGAACUAAGAAGAGGUCGCUUCCCAAGCCUAAGUGGAUGAAGGAGACCAUCCCUGGGGGCGCCAAGUACGCCGCCAUCAAGUCGAAGCUCCGGGAACUCAAGCUCCACACGGUGUGCGAAGAGGCCAGGUGCCCUAACCUCGGGGAGUGCUGGUCGGGAGGCGAGACCGGCACUGCCACUGCCACCAUCAUGAUCCUGGGGGAUACUUGUACCCGCGGUUGCAGAUUCUGUAAUGUAAAGACAUCGCGCACUCCUCCUCCACCAGAUCCAAACGAACCUUCUAAUGUUGCUGAAGCAAUUGCCUCAUGGGGUUUGGAUUAUAUUGUGAUUACUAGUGUUGAUCGUGAUGACUUGCCUGAUCAAGGAAGUGGCCAUUUUACUGAAACUGUACAAAAGUUGAAGGCUUUCAAACCAAAGAUUCUGAUAGAAGCACUAGUUCCUGAUUUUCGAGGAGAUCCCAGCUGUGUGGAGAAAGUUGCAAAAUCUGGAUUGGAUGUUUUUGCUCACAACAUUGAGACAGUUGAAGAGCUUCAGAACAUGGUCCGAGAUCACCGUGCUAACUUCGAACAAUCGAUUGAUGUCCUUAAAAUGGCAAAAGAGUAUGCUCCAUCUGGGACUCUUACAAAGACAUCAAUUAUGUUGGGUUGUGGUGAAACACCUGAGCAGGUAAUCAGCACAAUGGAGAAAGUGAGAGCUGCAGGAGUUGAUGUCAUGACAUUUGGUCAGUACAUGAGACCGUCAAAAAGGCAUAUGCCAGUCUCAGAGUAUGUUACACCAGAAGCUUUCGAGAAGUAUCGAUCACUUGGAGUUGAAAUGGGGUUCCGAUAUGUUGCAUCUGGUCCUAUGGUCCGAUCAUCAUAUAAAGCAGGUGAAUUUUACAUCAAGUCAAUGAUCGAAGCUGAUCGAGCUAUGGCUUCCUCCACAUCAAAUGAUGGAUCUUAGUCACAGUAAUGUUCUAUACCUGUACAUCACAAAAUUGAGUUGCAUUUCCUUUCGGCAAAUACAUCAGAGCUUUCUAUUCUGGUGCAUCAUCAGCAUUGACGCUGUAUUUUGUUGUCAAAGUGUUGUCAAAUUUAUUUAUAAAUGUAACUGAGAUGGACAGUUGUCUAGACUGAUGUAUUUUGUUGAAUGUGAAAAUAAUAUAACAAAUCUUGUUUUCUGA